Molecule: messenger RNA, 494 nt
Organism: Paraglomus occultum
Lineage: Eukaryota; Fungi; Glomeromycota; Glomeromycetes; Paraglomerales; Paraglomeraceae
Source: the annotation of a GenBank genome assembly
AAGACAUCAAGAAAAUUCAAGUUGGUCGAAGAGGUGACAAUAGUGUUGAGGACGGCUCUCCCCCAGGCGUAAAAGAAGAAAUGCAACAACAACUUGAAGUACAGAAACAAGAAUAUGAAGAGAAGAUGCGUGUAUUGAAAGCGGAGAAAAAACAAAUGGAAGAAAAACUCAAAAUGGUCCAAGAAGAGAUGCAAAGAAUGUUCGAGAUUCAAGCUCAGGCAUAUAAAGAAACAAUGGCUAAAUUAACUGCAGCGCAAGCGACAUUUGAUCCAGAAGAAGUAAGGCGAGAACGCGCCAAGACGAAAUUAAGCGUUAGUUUGCUCGGUAUUAGCCCUGGUGAUAUGUCAUAUAGUAGAGGAACCGAGCAUGAACGUGAAAAGGCUUUAGACGAACUUGGUAUCAUGGUCGAGAAAAAUGCCGUUGGUGUUCAUCCACCCAAGAAAGUUCCUCACUUAAUAAAUCUUAACGAAGAUCCUUUGAUGUCAGAAUAUCUG